AUGGCUCCACAACUGUACGUCUUUCUGCUGGUCUUGGCCUUUUUGCGAGCUACAGCUGAACCAGAAUGUCAGAAUCUUGUCAAGCCUUUGGUGUUGGACCGCCACAGCCCGAUAUAUGGGAAGUGGGUGCUCCAUGUUGCGUCAUGGGACAAAGAAGAACUCAAAGAUGGCCUGUUUUCUCUAAAAGCGACUAUGAUGGAAGUGUCGGCUCACGCAGACAAUGAGCACUUGACAGUUUAUUGGGUCGAUCGCAUGAGAAAGGAUGACAGCUGUCUCCAGGGUCUGAUCAAUUCCACUGUGUCUGGACAAACAGUCCGCGGUGCAUAUAAUAACAAUGGCCACACUAUAUAUCGAGAGGGGAAAUUCUAUGAGACUUGUGCUGACUGCCUGUUGUCUGAGGACACCAUUUGUGGGCCUGAUGGAACCUCAAUGGGACGCUUCCUCUUCCUGUUCACACGCUCUGGCAAACUGGAGCCUUCUCAUUUGGAGACUUAUAAGAAGCAGGCAAAGUGUCUGGAGUUCCCUGAGGAGUUCUUUUUCACAUCAGAUGAUCCUUGCCCAGAUCAGAGGGAAACGGUGACUUCUGCAACAGAGAACAAGCCUGCAGCCACAGAAGCACCAGCCAAGUCAGGUCACAGAGAUGUAGUUGGAUCUCAUCAGUCAUCAGAUCUGCAAGAUUAUUACAAACCCCGGAACAUCAAAAAGUCAAAAAGACAGUUCUGGGUCAAAAAGUCUUAA
Molecule: messenger RNA, 738 nt
Organism: Knipowitschia caucasica
Lineage: Eukaryota; Metazoa; Chordata; Actinopteri; Gobiiformes; Gobiidae
Source: the annotation of a GenBank genome assembly